Fomitopsis serialis is the source of this 834-nucleotide messenger RNA. RefSeq lists its product as uncharacterized. The record is from RefSeq and is a predicted model, not a curated record. Bases 1 to 834 code for a protein of 277 amino acids. NCBI's taxonomy places the organism in Eukaryota, Fungi, Basidiomycota, Agaricomycetes, Polyporales, Fomitopsidaceae. The transcript is spliced from 4 exons.
AUGCUCGCCAGCGCUGCCUCCGCGCUGCCUCAAGCUAGCCAAGUCCCGGCUCCCAGCCGCACAUUGUCUCGCCGCUCCGACAGUUCGAGCAGAGGAGGCCACUUGUUGAACCCCCUGGACGUCUCCCUGAAGACCAUGAAAAUGGCUCCUGUCGUGCCGAUGACGAAUGCCCAGCGGCUGAAGCGGGGACUCUCGCCCAACCGGCCCAACUUCUAUCGUUCUGCUCGAAGCCUCGCCGCGCGCGCGUCUGCUGCUCCAAACCCCAACCCCGGAUGCACCACCAGAACGGGUACGCUCCUCGUCACUGGCACUGGCGUCCCACUGGGAACCGUUGUGUCGCGGGUGCCCAACGAGUUCGGGGAGUACGGCAUCACCACGGACGCCGGAGAUGCACUGCAGGUGCAGUACGCUGACUGCGGGAACGACUUGCCUGUAGAUCUGGUCACCCUGAACGGUAUCGCCGACUUCACUUUCUUCGGCGGUAUCACUGGCUUUGCGAACACGGCCCCGAACCUCGAUCCCGGCUCGACCAACUACGCCUACUUCGGGGGGUCACUCCCAGUGACCGCGCCCCGCUCGCCUCCCGAAUCCGCCGCCAACUCCUUCACCUUUGCGACGGGCCGCCAGGAGGACGUCGAGAGCGCCAUCUGGCGCGUGAACAGUGCAGACGGCGCGGUGACCGCACAGUGGGUCAACACCGACCGCGGUACGCCCGCGACGAGCGUCGUGUACUACGAACCGGAGGACUUCUUGUUGCUCUCCGGCGAUGCGGCCGCUUUCGAGGCGGAAUACGGGUCGAGCAGCGUUGUGGCAUUUACCUUUGUACAAGCUUGA